Messenger RNA from Amphiprion ocellaris (clown anemonefish), 821 nucleotides. RefSeq names its product hepcidin antimicrobial peptide (gene hamp). The record is from RefSeq and is a predicted model, not a curated record. The transcript has 3 exons. Gene Ontology annotation, biological process: defense response to bacterium; intracellular iron ion homeostasis. Bases 229 to 501 code for a protein of 90 amino acids. Gene Ontology annotation, cellular component: extracellular region. NCBI's taxonomy places the organism in Eukaryota, Metazoa, Chordata, Actinopteri, Pomacentridae.
AUACCCCACCAUCAGACAGCUGAAGGACUCGUAAAAGAGCUGACAAGGGUCAGUGAAAGAGCUGAAGAAAUCCACUCGCCCAGACAAUCACCAUCCAUCACUGAAGCUGCAAAAUAAAUUGAAGAUAUUGUGGUGCUCUUCGGUGGUCUGACACCCAUGAGAAAGAAGACCUAUCAGCUCUAAUCUUUGAAAGGAUUUAAUAACUAAACCGUUUAAACUCCAACCAAAAUGAAGGCAUUCAGCAUUGCAGUUGCAGUGACACUCGUGCUCGCCUUCAUUUGCAUUGUGGAGAGCUCAGCUUUCCCAUUCACCGGGGUGCAAGAGCCGGAGGAGGCAGGGAGCAAUGACACUCCAGUUGCGGCACAUCAAGAGAUGUCAAUGGAAUCAUGGAUGAUGCCAAAUCACAUCAGGCAAAAGCGUCACGGCGUCAUCCACAUGUGCCACUGGUGCUGCAACUGCUGCAAGGGCAAGAAGGGCUGCAGAUUCUGCUGCAUGUCCUGAAGAUUCCAGCAACGACCACCAAAUAUUAAUUUAUGACUCUUUUUACCUUUUCCCUCAAGACAUGGCCUUUUUCUUCACUUCUGUCUCCAAAGCAUUUGUAAAGAUUUAGUAUCACUCUAAAAGGUAUGAUUCAAGGAAGAGCACUGACAAAUGAAGAGCUACUCCUCUGUAUUUAUUUUCUGUUUUAACAUUUAACACUUUUUGUAAGCUCAAUGAUAUCUAAAUUUCGUUUUUUUAAGAAUCAGUCAGAUACGACUGUUGUUUGCCAUUGAAAAUGAGUCAAAAAAUAUUUGUUGUGUAAUAAAUAUCUAACAUUUGAA